AUGUACAAGUUCCUGCUUGUUGCUGUUCUGCUGCCAGCCCUUGCACUGGCACUAACCCCCGUUCGACAGUGUCCCAACGGAGCUGGCCUCCCGGCUACGGUUGACAUUAAUGGAUGCACCGGAACUCCUUGCCCGAUCCAGAAUAACGCUCCGAUUAUCGCUCACGGCUGGGAUAUUGUCAGCCCAGUCGACACCACUACCUUGACGGCCUACAUCAGCGUACGCUUGCUUGGAUUGGAAGUUCCUUUCCCGAUCCCGGAGGAACUGGUCGAUGCCUGCGUGGCCGGAACCGCACCUGGCACCUGCCCGGUAUCUGCAGGGCAGGUCUUCGACUACACCCUGGACCAUCCCGGUAUGGAGCUACCGGUGGUCGGAGUUACCGUUCAGGUGGAAGUCGGUCUUACUGCUGCCGACGGUUCGGAUGUCACCUGUGUAGCUUUCGAUGCACAGAUCUUGCCCUAA
Messenger RNA from Sabethes cyaneus, 462 nucleotides. Its product is annotated as NPC intracellular cholesterol transporter 2 homolog a-like. Gene Ontology annotation, molecular function: sterol binding. The transcript has 2 exons. Gene Ontology annotation, biological process: sterol transport. The record is from RefSeq and is a predicted model, not a curated record. Bases 1 to 462 code for a protein of 153 amino acids. Lineage: Eukaryota; Metazoa; Arthropoda; Insecta; Diptera; Culicidae.